Messenger RNA from Entelurus aequoreus (snake pipefish), 2367 nucleotides. RefSeq names its product ER degradation enhancer, mannosidase alpha-like 2 (gene edem2). Gene Ontology annotation, biological process: mannose trimming involved in glycoprotein ERAD pathway; carbohydrate metabolic process; endoplasmic reticulum mannose trimming. Bases 599 to 2266 code for a protein of 555 amino acids. Gene Ontology annotation, cellular component: membrane; endoplasmic reticulum. The transcript is spliced from 11 exons. NCBI's taxonomy places the organism in Eukaryota, Metazoa, Chordata, Actinopteri, Syngnathiformes, Syngnathidae. The record is from RefSeq and is a predicted model, not a curated record. Gene Ontology annotation, molecular function: calcium ion binding; mannosyl-oligosaccharide 1,2-alpha-mannosidase activity.
GUCCGGUUCACUGUCUCCAGCCUGACAGCGACAGAAGCUAGCGAGAAGGUUCAAGCUGCGCCCACAAGGGUGACGACAAAAUGUGUUUUUUUUAGACAUGGUCACAAUGGCGCUGACAUCGGACACUUGAUUUGUAACCUGACCCAAGACGGCCAAUGAAACAAACCAUUCAUUGGUUGUUAUUAUUAAGCCGGAUGUUAAAUGUAUCGCUUUUUCGGCGGAUCAUAUACAACCCUAACCAAAACCCAAACCUAACCCUAACAUCAACAUAUUUUCAGCAGUAUUUUUUUUAAAUUUGUUUCUGAUUUUUUAGUUAUUAUUAUUAUUAUUUUUAAAUUUUUAUUUCCGUGUUACGUUGUCUCGCUAGCUUCACUUCCGGUGUCUUCACCCCUCUGAGCACGUAUGUAAUUGGACGCGACUUGGAGUGGGCGGGACUUAGACCUAAACUGGGCGGGACUUAGACCUAAACUGGACGCGACUUGGAGUAGUUGUGCGUGGCCGCAGCAGGAUAUAGCAGAAGUUAGCCUAGCUCAGACAGAACUAUUUUCCUUUCGCCCUGUUCGUUCCGGACACCCGGCGCUCCCGCCCGCCCGGCGCCAUGCGCGCUCCCGUGCGUGUCGCGCUGCUCCUGUGUGUCGUCAGCGCGGCUGCGAGUCGUCAGUUCACCGAGGACGACAUGCAUGACGUCAGACAGCGAAUCAAAGGCAUGUUCUACCACGCCUACAACAGUUACCUGGACAACGCCUACCCUUACGACGAGCUCCGCCCCCUUACCUGCGACGGCCAGGACACUUGGGGCAGUUUCUCGCUGACGCUCAUCGACGCCCUGGACACCCUGCUGGUGCUGGGGAACCAGACGGAGUUCCAGCGCGUGGCGUCGCUCCUGCAAGACACCAUCAACUUCGACAUCGACGUCAACGCCUCCGUGUUUGAAACCAACAUCAGAGUGGUGGGUGGUCUGCUGUCGGCCCACAUGCUGUCUGGCAGGGCCGGAAUGCAGCUGGAGCCCGGCUGGCCGUGUUCUGGUCCCCUUCUGAGGAUGGCAGAGGACGCCGCCAGGAAGCUGCUGCCAGCGUUCCAGACGCCCACCGGAAUGCCGUACGGCACGGUCAACCUGCUGCGCGGCGUCAGUCCCACCGAGACGCCCGUCACCUGCACCGCCGGUGUCGGCACCUUCAUCCUGGAGUUCGCCACGCUCAGCCGACUCACCGGAGACGCCACGUUUGAGGACGUGGCUCGCCGGGCCCUGAGGGUGCUCUGGAACACCAGAUCUGACAUCGGACUGGUGGGCAACCACAUCGACGUCCUGUCCAGGAAGUGGGUGGCGCAGGACGCCGGCAUCGGAGCGGGCGUGGACUCCUACUUUGAGUACCUGGUGAAAGGCGCCAUCUUGCUGCAGGACGAGGAGCUGCUGCAGAUGUUUGAGGCGUACGACCGCGCCAUCCAGAACUACACGCGCUUCGACGACUGGUACCUGUGGGUCCAGAUGCACAAAGGAACCGUGUCCAUGCCCGUCUUCCAGUCCCUGGAGGCCUUCUGGCCCGGCCUGCAGUCUCUGCUGGGGAACCUGGACGCGGCCGUGAGAACCUUCCAGAACUACUACUCGGUGUGGAGGCAGUUUGGAAGUCUACCCGAGUUCUACAGCAUCCCUCAGGGUCACAGCGUGGACAAGAGGGAGGGCUACCCGCUCAGACCCGAGCUGAUGGAGAGCGCCAUGUACCUGUUCCGAGCCACGGGGGACCACACCUACCUGCAACUGGGCCUCGACGCCCUGGAGUCCAUCGAGAAGAUCGCCAAGACGCCUUGCGGCUACGCCAGCGUGAAGGACGUGCGAGAUCACCAGCUGGACAACAGGAUGGAGUCCUUCUUCCUGGCCGAGACCCUCAAGUACCUCUACCUGCUCUUUGACCCCGCCCACUUCCUGCACGGCGGCGGGGCCGAGUCGUGGGAGGAGGGUGGCGAGGACGGUGAGUGCGUGCUGAGCGCGGGCGGCUACAUCUUCAACACGGAGGCACACCCUCUAGACCCGGCGGCGCUCCACUGCUGCAGCCGACACGCCCGCGAGCGCCAGGAGCUGCGCGACAUCCUGCUGGGCGAGCGCUCGGCGCCGCCCGCCUCGCACGCCGACGACCACCCGCCCGGACGAUCCCAAAGCAUCGCUUUGAAGCCCGGCAAGAGGAAGACGGCGCCCACGCUGUCCUGUCCCGUCCAGCCUUUCAGCGCUCGCCUGGCCGUCCUCGGGCAGGUUUUCACAGACAACACCUGACCUCGUACGUCAUGUGACACUUUGGGACGUCCUUUUGGCUCUGGGAGCCAUCUUGGUUUGGUCACGUGACCUCUGUGGGAUUAAAGUCUAUUUUUAUUACA